GAGCUGAACUGAGAGAGCGCGCUUGCUUAGCAUCCUUUCAGCUCCAGCCUCUCUGCUCCACGCAGAGAGAUCGCAGCGACGGGAUUUCCCCGGCAAAUCUAGCAUUGUCACUGAGUGUCUACGAAGAGAUCCCUUGAAACUGGAAUUGCGCCUAGCUAGUCCACAGAUCCUCCUCUUGUCCUUGGCUGUGCCUGUUAGCUAGUCUAAAACUUUCCCUGUGGCUAGAUCGCUCCAGGGAAAUUCUCCCCUCAGUGGGACACUCUUUACUCCCGUCCUUCCUCGGCUGCCAAGUAGAUCACCCGAUUCCCCAGAUCUCCGCUUCCUAAAGCUAGACCCUGCCUCUCCUGCACUCCGCUGCUAGCGAAUCGGAGCCUUCUAGCUAGAUCUUUCCGCAGAGUGUCCGCGUUACUAGAACCUGCAACCGAAUUUCGAAACUAUUUUCUUCCUGCAGCCAGGUCCCAGACGGUUUUCAGUCAGACCCCACUGCCUGCCGCCAGAUCUUCUCCUGGCCCCCGCCGCCUUCUCGGAGACUAGUUUCAACUCAGAUCCCAGCUGGUCAAGCGCACCUACUUCUCGCCCUCCACCUGCAGGGAGUAUCGCGCUUUUACGCACCAGCACACGUGCAACGAGAUCCCUUCCGGCUAAGUGGCCUUGAGCAGUUGUGUGGCGACCCGACCCCCCUUUCUCCGCGCAGACUCAGAGCUCUCUCCCUGCGGCCAUGAGCUCCCCGCUGAAGCGGGUGCCCCUGCUCGGCUCCUUCAUGAAGCAGCGCAGCCCUGGCAGCGCGCCCGCCCAUCCGCACCAGCAGCAGCUGCUGCCCACCUCGUCGGUGUGCGCCUUGCAGCCCAAGGACGAGACGCCCGCCUGCCCCAGGCGGCCGCCCUACGCGCUCUCCGCCCUGCCCGGCCCCACCAAGUGGCCUCUGAUGGGCAGCCUGCUGGACGUCCUAUGGAAAGGGGGCCUCAAGAGGCAGCACGAGACGCUGGCUGAUUAUCACCGUAAAUUUGGCAAGAUCUUCCGCAUGAAACUGGGUGCUUUUGACUCCGUGCACAUCGGUGCGCCUUGCUUGCUGGAGGCCCUCUACAGGAAAGAAGGUGCCUACCCGCAGCGUCUUGAGAUCAAGCCCUGGAAAGCCUACCGUGACUACCGUGAAGAGGGCUAUGGGCUGCUUAUCUUAGAAGGGAAGGACUGGCAGAGAGUCAGAAGUGCAUUUCAGAAAAAAUUAAUGAAGCCUACAGAAAUUGUGAAGCUGGAUACCAAAAUCAAUGAGGUCCUAGAGGAUUUCAUGCAACGAAUAGACACACUUUGCAAUGAGAAUGGAGAAAUAGAAGAUUUGUAUUCUGAACUGAACAAAUGGUCGUUUGAAAGUAUUUGUCUGGUGCUGUAUGAGAAAAGGUUUGGACUUCUGAAGCAGGAAGUGGAAUAUGAAAGCUUGAACUUCAUCAAGGCUGUUAAAACGAUGAUGAGUACGUUUGGGAAGAUGAUGGUGACCCCAGUUGAGCUGCAUAAAAGUCUGAAUACUAAAGUCUGGCAGGCUCAUACGAAUGCAUGGGACAGUAUCUUCAAGACAGUGAAAUGUUCUAUCAACAGCAGGCUGAAAAAACACUCUGCCAGCCCCACUGAAGAUUUCCUCAGCGACAUUUACUUUGGGAGUCAGCUUUCAAAGAAGGAGUUGUAUGCUGCCAUCACAGAACUCCAGAUCGCAGGAGUCGAAACGACGGCCAACAGUUUGCUCUGGGCCCUCUACAACAUCUCGUGCAACCCACACGUCGAGGCAAAGCUGCUCGAGGAAAUUCAGGGCGUGGUUCCAGCUGGAGAAAACCCAAAUGCUGAACAUCUGAAGAAAAUGCCCUAUUUAAAGGCCUGCCUGAAAGAAUCUAUGAGGAUAACACCUUCUGUGCCAUUUACUACUCGGACUCUUGACAAAGAAACAGUCCUUGGAGACUAUGCACUUCCUAAAGGGACUGUGCUGAUGAUCAACAGCCAUGCUCUGGGGUGCAACGAAGAAUACUUCAAUGACUGGAGUCAAUUUAAGCCAGAGCGUUGGCUCCAGAAGAACAUAAAUCCUUUUGCUCAUGUUCCAUUUGGCAUUGGGAAAAGGAUGUGUAUCGGACGCCGCUUGGCAGAACUGCAGCUUCAAUUAGCUCUCUGUUGGAUUGUACGGAAGUAUCACAUUGUAGCAACUGAUGACAAGCCAGUAGAAACCUUGCACUUGGGAAUCCUGAUCCCCAACCGAGAACUUCCCAUUGCAUUCAGAAGACGAUAAGAUCCUUUUCAAAGGAAACAGCAGAACCUAAGAACAGCCCUGCUGGAUUAGGCCCAAGGCCCAUCUAGUCCAGCAUCCUGUUUCACACAGUGGCCCACUAGAUGCCGCUGGAAGCCACAGGCAGGAGUUGAGGGCAUGCCCUCUCUCCUGCUGUUACUCCCCUGCAACUGACUUUUUCAAUGGCUGCAGACAACGUCCUGCAUGCCUGUAAUCCCAAAUCCUGCUGCAACCAAAGGGGAAAUUGCAAAAAGUAGGCAUGCUUUGAGCCACAUGCUGAUGACAUGGAGAGAAACUGGAGCACCUGGAGAUAGCUUUGACCUUGUGGACGGGCAAAUCUGUCAAACUGUGGUAAGCCCAAUCUUCAGAAUGCUGUAAUGAAAGCUGAAAUAGACCAUAAAGGAAUGAAAUGGAAGAAUGGCAAGGUGGAAAGACUGGAAGGAGACAGUAGAUCAUUUCCAGCACCGUGACCAAAAAGAAAAAAAUGUGAAAUCUACUGGUCUCAGCCCAGGACAUGCAUACAUCUUGGCAUGCUUCUGGAAUCAGCUGGUCAGGAGUAGGUGGAAUGCAUCUGUUAGUUCAGUGCUGAAAUGCUGGGUUGGGAAUGAGGGAGUUGGAUCUUACCCUGCCUCUUCCUAAAUUCCUGAGGGGUCAUGUGGUUUAGUGUGAGGAUUUAAACAGGUCUUGUGUGUUAUUCCAACUUUAUUUUUUCCAAAGAAAGAGGAGGAGAGAGGGAAGGAGAGAGUGAGAGAGAGACACACACACAUUUUCCAAAGAAGAAGAAAGAGCAAUGUGAUGGGGAAAGAAGCAUUCUAAUAGGGAUAUAGUGUUUAGAAGGGAGAAAAACAACAAAGAUGCUUCCAUGUCUCUUCACUGCAACAACGAUGACCUCUUUUACUAGUAUAUAAUAUUGGUUAAAAUGCACCUCUGCUGCAACUGAAGAACAAUGACGCUAGCUAUUGCUGAGGAUUCGCCAUUGCAAAGACUGUGGGCAUGAUCCAGUCCCACUGCAAUUGCAGUGCCUGUGUGCAGAGAAUUCCCAUAGGCUUGACAGGGCCCUGCUUUCCCCCUGUUCCCUUCCUUUCUCUCCUACAUGUGUGUAUGCAAGCACAUGUGAGUGCAGCAGGUCAGUGGAGGUCCUUGUUUAUGCACAUCUCUCAUCUCCUCAUUCAGUCCUUCGUCUCUCGGAUUCACUGGAAAACAAGGGACUUGACUGAAUUGAUGGGGAGGGCUAAAUAAGGUGUGUGUGUGUGUGUGUGUGUGUGUGUCUGUGUCUGUGUCUGUGUCUGUGUGUGUGUGUGUGUGUGUGUGUGUGUGAGAGAGAGAGAGAGAGAGAGAGAGAGAGAGAGAGAGAGAGAGAGAGAGAGAGAGAGAGAGAGAGAGAGAGAAGGCUUUAUUGCUCCAGUGCAAAAACACUUGCAUUUGGAGCAGGAGUCCCUCCACAGCUGAACAGGAUCAUGAGCUGUGCAUGUUUAAAAAUACAUGUGGAGAUUUCACUGCUUGUAAGUAAGGGUCAAGUGCACAGUUAGGCCUGCACUGUAAUCCAGUCAGCUGAGCAGCUGGCCUCAUGUGGGAGGCUGAUAGGGGUUCCAGAAACCUCUUGUUUUUGCUGUCUGACUGGGAAGCAUUUGGCAGGCCCAAAUAAAUGGCUGGUGAGCUGCAUUUAGCUUCAUAGGUCACAAGCUGUGCAUCCUAUGGCAUUUAGAAGAAUGAGUAACAUGACACACCAGUAUCUCUUCCCACCUCCAUUCAUGUAUAGCUUACUUGCUUUGUUUUUUACAUGAAUUUGUCUAUUUUGUACAUUUUUAUACGUUUGGACUUUUUUCUAAAAUAAAUAAAUAAAUCUGUAUACGUUGAAGAACUGUUAACAAUUGCUGGUGGUCUGUAUAGGAAUGGUUAUUUUUUUCUUUUUUGAAUUGCUAUUGGAAUGUUUAUUUGCUACCCUACUCUUCCAGGAACUUUUAUAAUAAAAAGAAUUUUCAGAUGA
Messenger RNA from Hemicordylus capensis (graceful crag lizard), 4250 nucleotides. Its product is annotated as 1,25-dihydroxyvitamin D(3) 24-hydroxylase, mitochondrial. The record is from RefSeq and is a predicted model, not a curated record. The coding region runs from base 719 to 2266 and encodes 515 amino acids. The transcript is spliced from 12 exons. NCBI's taxonomy places the organism in Eukaryota, Metazoa, Chordata, Lepidosauria, Squamata, Cordylidae. Gene Ontology annotation, biological process: cholesterol metabolic process; cortisol metabolic process; cellular response to peptide hormone stimulus. Gene Ontology annotation, molecular function: monooxygenase activity; heme binding; oxidoreductase activity, acting on paired donors, with incorporation or reduction of molecular oxygen. Gene Ontology annotation, cellular component: mitochondrial inner membrane.